This is a messenger RNA of Cucurbita maxima (winter squash), 786 nucleotides long. Its product is annotated as 60S ribosomal protein L23a. The transcript is spliced from 4 exons. The coding region runs from base 127 to 585 and encodes 152 amino acids. Lineage: Eukaryota; Viridiplantae; Streptophyta; Magnoliopsida; Cucurbitales; Cucurbitaceae. Gene Ontology annotation, molecular function: structural constituent of ribosome; rRNA binding. Gene Ontology annotation, biological process: ribosomal large subunit assembly; translation. The record is from RefSeq and is a predicted model, not a curated record. Gene Ontology annotation, cellular component: ribosome; cytosolic large ribosomal subunit.
AAAAUCCAAACCUGUUUAUUUCUUCUGAGGCCGCCUUCUCGCAAAUACCUUCAUUCUAGGGCAGCAGCACUAGCAGCACUCCGCUCGUAGCCGCCGGAGGGUAAUUUUGAUACAGGGUUUUCAGCGAUGGCACCUAAAGCUGACAACACCAAGAAGGCUGAUCCUAAAGCACAAGCCCUGAAGACAGCCAAGGCGGUCAAGUCCGGGCCAACUUUCAAAAAGGCUAAGAAGAUCAGAACAUCGGUCACAUUCCAUCGCCCAAGGACAUUGAAGAAGGAUAGGAAUCCCAAGUAUCCUCGGAUCAGUGCGACUCCUAGAAAUAAGUUAGACCAAUACCAAAUUCUUAAAUAUCCAUUGACCACUGAGUCUGCAAUGAAGAAGAUUGAGGAUAAUAACACCCUUGUUUUUAUUGUCGAUAUUCGUGCCGACAAGAAAAAAAUUAAAGAUGCUGUGAAGAAGAUGUAUGACAUUCAGACCAAGAAAGUGAACACUUUAAUCAGGCCUGAUGGAACAAAGAAGGCAUAUGUUAGGUUAACCCCAGACUAUGAUGCUCUAGACGUGGCAAACAAGAUUGGAAUUGUCUAAUCUUCCUAGGGGAGUUUUUUUUCUCAGAUUAGUUGUGACAAUUUUGUUUAGAUAUUUGAGUGCAUCUUGUGGGGACUCUUUUAGCUGUUUUUUUAUAUAAUAUAUUGGUAAUAAUUAGCCACUCUGGUUGACUGAGUUCAAAAUACUUGUGGAAUACGUUCGAAUCUUUUGUAUUAGUUGUCUUCGAAUACCUUUGUCACA